Messenger RNA from Cololabis saira (Pacific saury), 1434 nucleotides. Its product is annotated as growth hormone secretagogue receptor type 1-like. Gene Ontology annotation, cellular component: plasma membrane. The record is from RefSeq and is a predicted model, not a curated record. The transcript has 5 exons. Gene Ontology annotation, biological process: G protein-coupled receptor signaling pathway; hormone-mediated signaling pathway. NCBI's taxonomy places the organism in Eukaryota, Metazoa, Chordata, Actinopteri, Beloniformes, Belonidae. Bases 1 to 1434 code for a protein of 477 amino acids. Gene Ontology annotation, molecular function: growth hormone secretagogue receptor activity.
AUGGACGUCUCAGACCCGGGAGACGUGAGCGUCUCCUGUGCAGGAAGCAACUGCAGCCUGCCGUCAGGCUUCCCCGAUGACUGCUCCACCCAAGACUGCUCCUGGGAGAAACCCAUAUUUGGACUGAUUGAAUUAGCAUGCGUGACGGUGAUCUAUAUCCCACUGAUGUUAUUUGGCCUUCUGGGAAACAUUUUAACCAUCCUGGUGGUUUGGCUGCGUCCACACAUGAGAAGCUCUACGUACCUGUACCUGAGCAGCAUGGCUGUCAGUGAUCUGCUGAUACUGCUGCUGCUGCCGCUGGAUCUCUAUAAGCUCUGGAGACCCAGACCCUGGCCCUUAGGGGACCUCGCCUGUAAGGUGACCAUGUUCCUCUCAGAAUGCUGCACCUUCUGCACCAUCCUGCACAUCACUUUCCUCUCCCUGGAGCGGUACCUGGCAGUCUGCUGGCCAAUAACAGCCAAAACGGUGGUGACGAGGCGCAGAACCAGGACUAUUAUCGGCUGCCUGUGGCUGAGUGCAGCCGUCAGCGCUGCACCGGUGCUGGUCAUGGUUGGAGUGGAGGAAGUCGGGGCAGAGGAGUUGGGUCUCCUCUGGGAGGUGGAGCAGGGAGGAUUACCUGUGAGCAGAGACGAAAGAGGAGGCACACAUAUGGCCUUGGUGGACGGAGGAUCAGACGCAAUAAAGUUUGAUGGAGAGAAAGAGAUAAAAGGGUGGGGUACCGGAGUUGAAGAAUUGAAAUGGUUUGAAGGGGAGCAUAAACUAGGAGGGGAAAAGGGAAGAGAACAAGGAGCUAAAGGUGGAGUGAAGGAUGAAAAACCAGCAGCUGAGGAGAGCAGUGAGGAGAAAGGGAAGACGGAGUUUGAGGGAGAUCAGCAAAAUAAGAAGAAAGAAGAUGAAGGAGGAGGCAAAGAAGAGAGCAUGGAUGCAAGCUACUGGCAGCAGAUUGACAGGAGGGAGUGUCGCUGCACGGACUUCGCCAUCUCCUCCGGCCUGCUGUCGGCCAUGAUGAUUCUCUCCAACAUGUACUUCCUGGUGCCGCUCGGCAUCCUGGGACUGGUGUACAGCCUGAUUGGACGGACACUGUGGCUCCGCCCGAAAAGCAGUCGAAGAGAUCAGAGUCACCGAAACACCGUUAAGAUGCUUGGAGUGAUUGUCUUGGCGUUCGUCCUGUGUUGGAUGCCCUUUCACGUCGGUCGGACCAUCUUCUCCCUUUCUCUCGGCACCGGUGCCGACAUUUUAUACUACCUGUCUCAGUAUUUUAAUCUGGUGUCGUCUGUUCUCUUCUACCUCAGCGCCGCCGUCAAUCCGUUACUGUACAACCUGAUGUCUGCCCGGUACAGGCUGGCCGUGCACAGCCUCGUACACAAGAGCUCUCAGAAUGACAAUAGUCGCUUACGAACUCUAACGGUACGGCACUCCACGACCACUUUGUGA